Bombina bombina (fire-bellied toad) is the source of this 2237-nucleotide messenger RNA. Its product is annotated as toll-like receptor 5. The transcript has 2 exons. Lineage: Eukaryota; Metazoa; Chordata; Amphibia; Anura; Bombinatoridae. Gene Ontology annotation, molecular function: protein binding. The coding region runs from base 120 to 2039 and encodes 639 amino acids. The record is from RefSeq and is a predicted model, not a curated record.
GGAAAACAAAUAUCAGUUCUAGUGUUACAUCCUGGGGAGUGCCAGAGAGUAUAUCACAAAUCGCAGAGUCAGCACGAUCACUGAGACUGCCGGAAUCAGAGUCGAAGGGAAACUGCACCAUGUUUCUAUACUCUGCCUUCCUGUUUCUUUUGUCCCUUCCCUUUUGUACCCCCUCUAAUUCUUCUAGCUGUACUUCAUAUCUGUUUCUAUAUACCUGCCAGGCUCGAAGCGUAUUUUCUAUUCCUUUUGUUCCACCUGAAACCCGCAUUCUCCUCCUUCCCUUCAACCACAUUUCCUCUAUCUCGCAAAACUCUUUUCCAUGGCUUCCCCACCUGAAGACUAUAAACUUGGGUUCACAAAUUUCUUCUGGCACCUUUUCAGUUGGAGAAUCUGCUUUCUUCAAUGUAUCUAACGUGAAAACUCUUGACCUGGCAGACAACCGCAAAAUGCAACUCCAUCCCAGAGCAUUCCAGGGCUUGACCAAGCUAGAAGUACUUUUGCUGUAUUCCAAUGGACUUGAUGAAUCUGUUUUGCAAUCUGACCUCUUUAAGGAUCUUAUUUCCCUACGCAUGCUGGACCUCUCCUUUAACCAAAUCCGCAGGCUACGGCCUGACCCCAGUUUCCAAAAAUUAAGCUCACUAUCCUCCAUUUUACUGAAACUCAACAAAAUAAAUUUUCUGUGUGGAGAUGAUCUCCAGAACCUACAUGUAAGAAAGCUAGAGGUCCUUGACCUGUCAUCAAAUCCACUACAAUUCUUCUAUGGGACUUGCACAAACCCUUUUAAGAACAUUAGUCUGGGUACCUUAGAUGUCUCCUCAAUAGCUUGGAAUGAAGAGAGUGUUAAAAAUUUCACCAACAUAAUUUCUGGGACUCAGGUGAAUUAUAUCAAAAUGAAGCAUGCUGGUGCACUGGGAAGCAAUUUUGGUUUCAAUAAUCUUAGGGAUCCAAAUGAAGACACAUUCUCCGGCCUUAAUGCAAGCGGCAUCAACAUGUUUGAACUUUCCAAUGGCUUUAUUUCCAAACUGGUCCCUCAUGUAUUUUCUUCAUUUCACCAGCUUUUGUCCCUUGACCUCUCCUCUAAUAAAAUCAAUAAACUCUUGCCUGGAGCAUUUUAUGGACUUGAACAACUGGUGAGUCUUAACCUUUCUGGUAAUCUCCUGGGGGAAGUCUUCAUCUCGAGUUUUCAGGGUUUAGCACCCAAUGCCCUUAAAGCCCUGGACCUCAGUUCCAACCACAUUGGAGUAAUUCAAUAUAGAGCUUUGGAUUGGCUUGUUUCCCUGGAAUCACUAAACUUAAGAGACAAUGCACUAACUAAAAUACCAUUGGUAACACUUCCCAAAGUAACUCUUAUUUUGCUAGCACAGAAUCGGAUCUCACACACAUUUGGCCUCUCUACUUUUAUCCCUCAUGCAAUAAUUUUAGACCUUGAAGGUAAUCGUUUAACAGACCUCAGGUCCCUAUGGGAGAUUCUAGAGAUAAAAUCUCUGCAGUACCUUUUAUUGGGCAAAAACCGUAUCUCAAAAUGUUUCACUGUCCAAACUUCUAAAAACAACAGUGAUCUUAUCUAUUUGGAUCUCUCAGACAAUUUUCUGGGAAGCAUAUGGAAUAAUGAUCAAUGUGGAGACAUUUUCAAGUAUCUUGGAAAACUUGUAUUCCUUAACCUUGCCAGAAACCAAAUCUCUUCCAUGCCUGAAGAAUUGUUGCAGAGUAUGUCAAGUCUUCAGACCUUGGAUUUAUCAGGGAACAAGCUUAGGCGCCUCAAUAGUGGACUGUUAAUUAACCUCACAUCGCUGAAAACCCUGAAUUUAGGCAAUAACAACCUUGUCACUUUGUCGUCUUUUAAUCUGGAGCCACUGCACGCCCUUGAGAGAAUUGACUUGUCUGAAGUGACAUUUGUGUGUCACUGUAGUCUGAAGGAUUUAUGGCACUGGAUGGAGAAUAAACAUAUCAGUGUAGAGAGCAGUAAUAUAAAAUGCAUCCAGUCUUCUCUGCCUUUUUCAGAGACACCGCUCUUGGAAUAUUUGGAGAACUGUGCAUAGUUUCAGAGUUUUUUGUAUAUUUGUGUUUUGUAUAAUUUGUGUAUAGCUUGUCAACAGUAAACUACCCAUGGGGUAUUUCAAAAGAAAGACUCUACAUCCACUUAUGUGGCAACUAGUCUCUUCUCUUCUUGGAAUGCUAUUGACACAUUUUUGAAAUCGUUGUUAAAUAACUUGUAAAUAAUAAAAAAUAUGGUUGAA